This is a messenger RNA of Asparagus officinalis (garden asparagus), 3008 nucleotides long. RefSeq names its product pentatricopeptide repeat-containing protein At3g57430, chloroplastic-like. NCBI's taxonomy places the organism in Eukaryota, Viridiplantae, Streptophyta, Magnoliopsida, Asparagales, Asparagaceae. Bases 33 to 1862 code for a protein of 609 amino acids. Gene Ontology annotation, molecular function: protein binding; RNA binding. The record is from RefSeq and is a predicted model, not a curated record. The transcript is spliced from 8 exons. Gene Ontology annotation, biological process: RNA modification.
UUUGAGGGUGGGAAAAAGCCCUAAAAAACCGAAUGCUCCUUUCCCGCCUUAUUCACCUCCUCCAGGUCUCCGUCAACCUCAAAUCCCUCCCCUUAACCCAACAAGCCCACGCCCUCUCUCUAACCCUUGGCCUCUUCAAUGAAGACCCCAUCAUCGCUUCAAAGCUCAUCUCCUCCUACUCUCACCUCAGCCUCCCCUCGCUUUCCCGCCAAAUUUUCGAGUCCUUCGCCCUCAAUUCACCCCCAAAUGUCCUCCUAUGGAACUCUCUCCUCUCUUCCUACUGCAACAACCGUAUUUUCUCCAAACCCAUCUCCCUCUUCGCUCGGAUGCGGGCCCGGUUGCGGCCCGAUAACUACACUCUCGCCAUCGUCUCCAAGGCCUCAGCUGAGCUCGAGGACUUUCGUGCAGGGAGAUUGGUCCAUUGUCUCGUUGUGAAGCUGGGGUUUUAUCAAGAUACUGUUCUAUCCAAUUCAAUUAUGAGGUUUUACUCUAGAUGUGAGAAUUUUGGGGAUGCCCGGAAGCUGUUUGAUGAAAUGCCAAUGAGAAGUGUUGCUUCUUGGAACUCGAUUAUUUCACAGUAUGCAGAUUUGGAGAGUGGAGAAGAGGAGGUUUGGAGUCUUUUUGAAGAAAUGCAGGCUGAAGGAAUUAAGCCGGAUGCUUUCACGAUUAGUACUGUUCUUCCUUGGUGUUGGAGUAGUAUUCGUGGGAGGGAGAUUCAUUGUUAUCUUAUAAGGAUGAAUUUGGGUUUGAAUUCGGAUUUUCAUAUGGGUAGUUGUUUGAUUAAUAUGUACUCUAAAGGAAACAGGGUUGAUGUUGGAAGGCGGGUCUUUGAUAGGAUGAUCGUCAAGAAUGUGGUUGUCUGGACGACGAUGAUUAAUGGGUAUGUGGAGAAUGCGGAGUUUGAGGAAGGUUUGGAUCUUUUCCGUAUGAUGCAGUUUGAAGAUGGUAUUUUGCCGAAUAAGGUCUCUUUGGUAACUGUUCUUCCAGCUAUUGGAUCUCUUGCAAGGUUUAUUGAUGGGAAACAAGUUCAUGCUUUUGCCAUUAGGAAGGAAUUGAAUCGUGAACCUUCAUUGAACAAUGCUUUGAUUGAUAUGUAUUCAAAAUGUGGGACUUUGGACAGUGCGAAAUGUAUUUUUGAUGACCAAUCUUGGUGUAAAGAUGCCAUCUCUUGGAGCACGAUUAUUUCCUGUUAUGGAAUUCAUGGAAAGGGAGAAGAAGCUGUAAUUUUGUUUAAUAGAAUGUGCAACCUUGGGACAAAGCCGGAUCAUAUUACCAGUGUGGGAGUCCUUUCAGCUUGCGGGAGGAGUGGUUUGGUAUCUGAGGGCUUGGAGAUCUAUAAUUCAUUGGUAAAGGAUUAUGGGGUUGUCCCAACUGUUGAAAUUUGUUCUUGUAUGGUUGAUAUGUUAGGUCGAGCUGGUCGGUUAUCCAAGGCUUUGGAUUUCAUUAAGUCAAUGCCACAUAUAUCUGGUUCUAGUGUUUGGGGAGCACUUUUUGAUUCUUCUUUCAUGCACAACAACAGAGAAAUGCAUGACUUGGCUUUUAGGACUCUUCUCCACUUGGAGCCUGAGAGCCCUUCAAAUUUUAUCACGCGUUCAAAUUUUCAUGCCUCAUCUGAGAGAUGGGAUGUUGUAGCAGAAGUGAGGAAAACAAUGAAGGAGAGGGGUUUGAAAAAAAUGCCUGGUUGGAGUUCAAUUACUAUUAAUAGGACAGUCCAUUCUUUCUUUGCUGCGGACACAUCUCACCAUUAUCCAGAUACAAUUUAUGCAAUGUUAGACAACCUCUUACUGACAAUGAAGGGGGCUGGUUACGUCCCAACAUAUGAAAAAGUUACAGAGCCUUUCACACUUGGGUCAUAUCAGUGACUUUGCAACUGUCAAAGUUAAUAUGCUGAAGAAGCUGAAAGAGCGAGAGGAAUCAACCAUCUACGAGCAAAUAUCUCUGGUGCUCUUGUUUAUACUUCUAACAAUCUGAUACUUAAUGAGAUAUCAACGUGAAAGAUUAACUACUUUAUUGCUGUGCUUCGAUGCUCUGGAAACAAUACUAACAAUGCAUCUCGACUUUCCAAAUAAGAAGAAAUGCGCCAAUGUCUUCUAGGAUAGGAUGGGUUUCGAGUUUCUUCCUCCUUUUCUUAUAUAUUUUCCUGAGUCACGUUUCAAAUAGAGCCAUGGAGACUUCAGAAGCUGCAAACAUCAUUUAUUUUCAUAAGACCCAUAUAAUCAAGGAUGAAUUUGAAGCUAAGAAGUCAGCUGCUUGAGUUUGUUCUAUUAAUCGGAAGUAUAUCUGAUGUUCGAGGGACGUUAAAUUACGGAAAAUUUUCAGAUGAUUCAGCAUCUCAAGUUAUGGUGAAACCAGCUGUCCCCUGAAAAUUUAUCAAUUUAAGAUCCUCGCUUCUUGAUUACAUGGGCCAUCUUAAAACAUACUUCAGACUUGUGAUCCAACUCAAAUAGUCACAUGACAGGCAGAUAAGUUACCAGGUAUUAGGAGGCCCUGUGGGGGGCAAAGAAUCGGAGCAAUUUACAGAUGAAAUCAAUAUGUGUUCUUGGUGGGUAUGGCAAGGUCCUGGGGAGACAUACUUCACAUCAUCAAACACGCUAACCUAGGUCCAGUCCGGGAUAUUUUAUGCAGUAAUAUUCAUGUCUCUGGUUUCCCUUCUGUUUUGAGGAUACCAUACAACUAAUGACUUGUCUCUUUUUCGAACAAAAUUUACCUAAUUGUUCUCGGAGGUUCAGUCCAAUAUAAUUUGUGCAGUAAAAUUCCAUGUCUAUGGUCUCCCUAUUGCUUUGAGGUCGAUCUAUGAGCAGUAUGCCACUCACCGGCCAGUGGCGUGCUCAACUGCGAGGAUGAGCCGGAGUUUUGACCAAGAACAAAAUCAGAAGUUUAAAUUCUCAUUCUCACUUUUUAAUUUUUGUAUUUAUGAGCUUCUAAUAUAAAUAAUACUAUCAUUAAGUAUGUAUAAUGCCUGUGGAUUGCAAUUUGAUUAUACAUUUCCACAUUAUUCUGUGCUAAUG